AUGUUUCGGUCGCACCCAGAAGAGAGCAUGCAUCUUCGGCUCCAUAGAGCUCGGUCUGUGGUGCUGACUUCUGACGAACUCGUCGAAAUCCGCGCCGCCCAACGAACUUUCGAGGGUGCCUACAUGCGCACCGCCCUGGGCCUCUUCUCCUUCUCCCUCGUCAUCCUCAAAGUCUUCACAGAGGAAUUCUACCCCAUCGGUGCCCUCUUUGCCGCCUUUGGCACUGCCAUUCUCCUCGUCUCCAUCUACCGCCGGUACCAGGGCAACCGCCAGUUCUUCGUCGCCGAGUCGGCAGAUGGCAACCUGCACCGGAAAUUCCGGACCAGCGGCGACACUGUGGUCCUGUUAACUGUACUGAGUCUUUGCGCCUUUGCUACGCUUUUGGUGUUGACAUGGGAACUUAAAGACGUAUGA
This is a messenger RNA of Trichoderma asperellum CBS 433.97, 414 nucleotides long. RefSeq lists its product as uncharacterized. The record is from RefSeq and is a predicted model, not a curated record. NCBI's taxonomy places the organism in Eukaryota, Fungi, Ascomycota, Sordariomycetes, Hypocreales, Hypocreaceae.